Molecule: messenger RNA, 5395 nt
Organism: Canis lupus familiaris (dog)
Lineage: Eukaryota; Metazoa; Chordata; Mammalia; Carnivora; Canidae
Gene: HCN1
Product: hyperpolarization activated cyclic nucleotide gated potassium channel 1
Exons: 8
Coding region: 1-2706 (901 amino acids)
Biological process (GO): monoatomic ion transport; transmembrane transport
Cellular component (GO): membrane
Molecular function (GO): monoatomic ion channel activity
Source: RefSeq, a predicted model, not a curated record
AUGGAAGCAGGCGGCAAGCCCAACUCCGCGUCCAGCAGCCGGGACGAUGGCAGCAGCGCCUUCCCCGGCAAGGCGCCCGCGACGGGCGCGGGGCCGGCCGCGGCCGAGAAGCGCCUGGGCACCCCGCCGGGCGGCGGCGGCGCGGGCGCGAAGGAGCUCGGCAACUCGGUGUGCUUCAAGGUGGACGGCGGCGGCGCGGGCGAGGAGCCGGCCGGGGGCUUCGAGGACGCCGAGGGCCCCCGGCGGCAGUACGGCUUCAUGCAGAGGCAGUUCACCUCCAUGCUGCAGCCCGGGGUCAACAAAUUUUCCCUCCGCAUGUUCGGGAGCCAGAAGGCGGUGGAGAAGGAGCAGGAAAGGGUUAAAACUGCAGGCUUCUGGAUUAUCCACCCUUACAGCGAUUUCAGGUUUUAUUGGGAUUUAAUAAUGCUUAUCAUGAUGGUUGGAAAUCUGGUCAUCAUACCAGUUGGAAUCACAUUCUUUACAGAACAAACAACAACACCAUGGAUUAUUUUCAAUGUGGCAUCAGAUACAGUUUUCCUUUUGGACCUGAUAAUGAAUUUUAGGACUGGCACUGUCAAUGAAGACAGUUCUGAAAUCAUCCUGGACCCUAAAGUGAUCAAGAUGAAUUAUUUAAAAAGCUGGUUUGUGGUUGACUUUAUCUCAUCAAUCCCAGUGGAUUAUAUCUUUCUCAUUGUAGAAAAAGGAAUGGAUUCAGAAGUUUACAAGACAGCCAGGGCACUUCGCAUUGUGAGGUUUACAAAAAUUCUCAGUCUCUUGCGUUUAUUACGACUUUCAAGGUUAAUUAGAUACAUACAUCAGUGGGAAGAGAUUUUCCACAUGACGUAUGACCUUGCCAGUGCAGUGGUGAGAAUAUUUAACCUCAUCGGCAUGAUGCUGCUCCUAUGCCACUGGGAUGGCUGUCUUCAGUUCUUAGUACCACUACUGCAGGAUUUCCCACCAGAUUGCUGGGUGUCUCUGAAUGAAAUGGUUAAUGAUUCAUGGGGAAAGCAGUAUUCAUAUGCACUCUUCAAAGCUAUGAGUCACAUGUUGUGCAUCGGGUAUGGAGCCCAGGCCCCAGUCAGCAUGUCUGACCUCUGGAUUACCAUGCUGAGCAUGAUUGUUGGGGCCACCUGCUAUGCCAUGUUUGUUGGCCACGCCACAGCUUUAAUCCAGUCUUUGGAUUCCUCAAGACGGCAGUACCAAGAGAAGUACAAACAAGUGGAACAAUACAUGUCAUUCCAUAAGUUACCAGCUGAUAUGCGUCAGAAGAUACAUGAUUACUAUGAACACAGAUACCAAGGCAAAAUCUUUGAUGAAGAAAACAUUCUCAAUGAACUCAAUGAUCCUCUGAGAGAGGAGAUAGUCAACUUCAACUGUCGGAAGCUAGUGGCUACAAUGCCACUGUUUGCUAAUGCGGAUCCCAAUUUUGUGACUGCCAUGCUGAGCAAGUUGAGAUUUGAGGUGUUUCAACCUGGAGAUUAUAUCAUACGAGAAGGAGCUGUGGGUAAAAAAAUGUAUUUCAUUCAACAUGGUGUUGCUGGUGUCAUCACAAAAUCCAGUAAGGAAAUGAAGCUGACAGAUGGCUCUUACUUUGGAGAGAUUUGCUUGCUGACCAAGGGACGCCGUACUGCCAGUGUUCGAGCUGAUACAUAUUGCCGUCUUUAUUCACUUUCUGUGGACAAUUUCAAUGAGGUCCUGGAGGAAUAUCCAAUGAUGAGGAGAGCCUUUGAGACGGUUGCCAUUGACCGACUAGAUCGGAUAGGGAAGAAAAAUUCAAUUCUGCUGCAAAAGUUCCAGAAGGAUCUGAACACCGGGGUGUUCAACAAUCAGGAGAACGAGAUCCUGAAGCAGAUCGUGAAGCACGACCGGGAGAUGGUGCAGGCGAUCGCUCCGAUCAACUACCCGCAGAUGACAGCCCUGAACUCCACCUCCUCCACCGCGACUCCGACCUGCCGCGCGAGGACGCAGUCCCCGCCGGUGUACUCCGCGCCCAGCCUGUCGCACGGCAACCUGCACUCCCCCAGCCCCGGCACCCAGACCCCGCAGCCCUCCGCCGUGCUCUCGCCCUGCUCCUACACCACCGCGGUGUGCAGCCCGCCCGUCCAGAGCCCGCUGGCCGCUCGAACUUUCCACUACGCCUCCCCCACGGCGUCCCAGCUGUCGCUCGCGCAGCAGCCGCAGCCCGCGCAGCCCCCGCAGCCCCCGCAGCCCGCGCAGCCCGCGCAGCCCCCGCAGCCGCAGCCCCCGCAGCCGCAGCCGCAGCCGCCGCAGCCCCCGCAGCCCCCGCAGCCGCCGCAGACGCCCGGCGGCGGCUCCACGCCGAGGAACGACGUGCACAGGAGCACCCAGGCGCUCCACAACGCCAGCCUGACCCGCGAGGUCAGGCCCCUGUCGGCCUCGCAGCCCUCGCUGCCCCACGAGGUUGCCACGCUCAUGUCCAGACCGCACCCCACUGUGGGCGAGUCCCUGGCCUCCAUCCCUCAGCCCGUGACAGCCGUCCACGGCCCGGGCCUGCAGGCGGGGGGCAGGGGCACCGUCCCGCAGCGAGUCACCCUGUUCCGACAGAUGUCCUCGGGAGCCAUCCCCCCGAACCGAGGAGCGCCCCCCGCGCCCCCUCCACCAGCAGCGGCUCUCCCCAGAGAGUCCUCCUCAGUCUUAACUACAGACCCAGAGGCAGAAAAGCCACGGUUUGCUUCGAAUUUAUGAUCCCUGCUGAUUGUCAAAGCAGAAAGAAACACUGAUAAACUGAGAAUCUUCUCAGAUCCUAUUUUAUUCUAUCUCCUGAUAGAUUCCUCUAGCCUACUAUGAAGAGAUAUUUUAGACAGCUCUGGCCUACACGCAAAAUGUAAAAUAUAUAAAUAUAUAUCUACUAUUAAAUAUCUAUCUAAAUUCCCAAGAGAAGUUCAAAAGACCUGUUUAGCAUUCAGUGUUACAUGUCUUCCUUUCUUUAACUCAUUAAAGGAUUUAAAAUGUUGUUGUAAGAUCAUUUAUUUUUAACCUACUUUUACCGACUUCCUUUGAUAUGUGUAUUUCUUCUACUUUAUGAGGAGUUCUUGGAUUCGGUGGAAACAAAACUCUGAUUUUAAAAGGCAACUCAAGUGAGCUACUACUGAAUAGCACCAACUAAAACUUCUUUCAUUAGCUGUGUCUCUGCAUCUAAAUUGUUAAUCAUUAAUUACGGAGAAUUAAAGAGCGAAUCCCAUUUUAUAGAUCUAAAUUGUAUUUUGGUGCUUUCAAUUUUGAAUUAGGUUACAGAACACACGGGAUGCUUGGCCGCGGUUGGAGACUAGCAUUGCCACUGUCACGAAUAUCUCUAACCUCAGACCCGUUCACUGAUCUUUCAGAAAGCUGAGGGGAUAUUUGUCUUCAUGUGUUAUCGGACUUUUACCAAGACUCAAUCAAUGUUAGUUGUAAAUAACUUUUUCAACCCAAAUAAAAAUAGCUAUUCUGUGCUGUAGGAAGGUAAAAGUCAUCACUCAAGAAUUUAGUUUUAUUGCUUCACUUCAAAACUUAGAGUUUGAAAUUUUACAAAACCUAAUUGUAGCAGUUAUUCAACUGUACUGCAAUGGCUUGAAACCUACAAUAUUAUUUUAACCUGCAAUGUUUUAUGCAAAACUGUAUGCUCAAUUCUACAAAUUGCUUGUAUUACACCGAAAAUCAUUACUUUUCUUCCUUCUUGCCAUAACCAAGCAUCUGAAAAUAGUCCCUGCAUGCUUUUUGGAAAAAAAAAAAAAAAUAGGUUCAGAUCAGUCACUGUAGGGAGAGGCUUACAGUAUUCCUCAUUUCUAGAAAAGUAUAACCAUUCAUUAAUUGCCUAUCUUAAAAUUCCUAUAAGGCUGACUUGGAUCUCUGACUUAAGUCUAGAAGUGAGGUUUCCACUUUCAUUUAAUAAUAUUACUAUUAUUACUAUUAUUUGAAUGAUGAUUUGUAAACCACAGCUUGAUUUGGAGUUGCCAGUGUGUUCUGUGUCUUCACUGUUGAUAGUUGGUAGUUUACCUUGGUGUUAAUUUAAAAUAACUAAACACACGAUAGCAUCAUGUCUUUUUGGGAGCACACACUUUGUUCUAUGUAUAUUGUAAUAAAACGGUUAGUAAAUCUUAAGGCAUGUGGUGACUAACAUAGCCCUUAGACAGGAGGUUUGUUAUUUGGAAUGUGCUAGAAAAUGUAUGGACGUGAUGACAGAAAGCCAGGGGCAAAUUGAAUGUGAGCAUUGUUUGUUUGUCUGUUUCCCUAACUCUCCAUGACCUGUGAACAUCUGCUUCUUCUCAGAGAAGUCCCUUAGUAAUCAUUUGUGCCUAAUGCACCCCACAAAUGUGGUGGAUGACUGGAACACAAUUGGAAGAUCCCUAAUAACCGACUUCUGUAAAUAACCCAAGUUAAGAGGAUGACCUAAAGCGGAGGUCUUCGGUAUCUUUGACCCUGGCGAUACAUUUAAGAAGAACUUAACAAGAUCACACAUUCAAUGGGGCAGGGCCUCCAGAUAGACUUGAGGACAGAAUACAAAAUAAAAGCAAAAACUCUAAAAUGGAUCCAUGCUGCCUGUUAUGCCUUUUACGGAUAUAAUACCUAUUAUACCAAAAUGAGUUGUUAUGUUUCAUUUCUAACAGAUCCCAGCUUGUGUGGAAGUUAUCAACAAUGCUAGUCAAUGUAAUGUUGUCAUUAACAUGCUGGUGACAUCUGAUGGCAUGUCAGGACUGGGGUAAGAAGGGGAUUGUUCAGUCUCCCUAGAGCCUUUGGGAAAGCUGCAAGACCAUUUACAUAUCAGUACAAAACUCCUUUAUUUUAUUAAAAUAUUGAGAAUUAACUUCAAUUUAUUAAGAUCAUGUAUUGGUCCUUUAAAUUAUUAAAGGUUUACAUUUGAUAGCACUAAUGGGUUUGGUAGUGAAAUAUUUUUAUAUAUAAAUCUUUGGUUUUUUAUUUUGAGCACUAUUGGGAAACAUAAGCAAAAUUGAAUUGCAUGGUCUUUCAGUGCAACCAUAAAAUUUUUAUUCACUUUGUAACAGAAUGGACAAAAAAAAUUAAGGUUUAUAUGUUAAACUAAUAAAAUGGCACAGGGUAAAUUAUAUACAUAUAUGAAUGAAUAUAUAUGCUUAGGUUAAGAAAAAAAAAUGACUCACAUUCCUGUAAUAUAAAAGUCCAUUGCUAGUUGAAAAGUGACCUCUUUUCUCUGUACAUAGUCAAGCCCACAAGUAUGGAGUUUUAAUCUGUACAGAAAGAAAUGUAUUAUUGAAAAGGUUGGUCUCUCUGCUGCUGGAAAAAUAGUAGAAUAGCUGACUCUUAAAACAACUGUAUGAUCAGGGACGAAUUAGAGUAUUUCUUUUGUCUUUGCUCAAAGCCAUACAUAUAUAAAUAUAUAUAAAGAUUAUUAAUAAAUUCAACAGAAAAUAAACUAAAA